Molecule: messenger RNA, 1937 nt
Organism: Onychostoma macrolepis
Lineage: Eukaryota; Metazoa; Chordata; Actinopteri; Cypriniformes; Cyprinidae
Product: interferon-inducible GTPase 5-like
Exons: 1
Coding region: 1114-1647 (177 amino acids)
Cellular component (GO): membrane
Molecular function (GO): GTP binding
Source: RefSeq, a predicted model, not a curated record
UUAUCUUUAAUACAGAUGAUGCUGGAUCAUUAAUAAAUUAGUCAUGACAAAAAAAUUAUGACAUCCGAUGUAUUUUCUAUGAGCGAUUAUAAGUUUGACAAGCUUAAUAUCGUAGCUUGUCACCCACUACAACUAACAUGGCGAUAAGCCUGUGUGUGAACUGAUAUUAGGCUAAUAUUGUAGACCUAUGUGUUGGGUUUGGUUCACUAUGAUGUUAAGUGGCAGAUCAGUGGGUUUAAUGCGGUUGAAUUAAUGCGAAAGAGACGAAACCUAAAAUACUAUGAAUGACGCAAAAUAAUAAUUAUAAUAUGACCGCGUGGUGAACCAUAAACUCAUUUAAACACGGUCUCCAUGCUAUGUACACAUGCUGUGUACACAUAUCUAUCCUUGCAAGUACAAUUUUGGCUGUAUUAUUUGUGUCCCCUUCAAAAAUUGCUCUUGAGAAAUUUUACGUUUAUUGUCCCCCCUUACUGUCAGAUGAAAUUUACGCCCCUGGAAUCAUUUGAAUCAGAUCAGAGAUCUGUGUAUAUUUGACUGCAAGGAACCACUGACGAUGGUUUAUAAUAGCGAGUAUACAGAAUAUAAAGCAAUAAAAACAAGGAUAAAAUCUCCUGAUUAAAUGUUGAGUAAUAGUGCUUGAAUAUUAAGAAAAGAAAAGAAUAACAAAUCAGAAAAAAAAAAUACAGCGUCUGGGGUACCCAGUGGCAAAAAGAAAAACGUAGUGGAGGGCACGAAAGAAAUUUCCUAUUGAAAUACAUUAGAUGAAAGUCGUGCUGCAUGACACGAAAAAAGAGGGAAAUUCAUGUCCAUGAACACGAAUCAAUAGAUUAAAUUUCGUGACUAUAUCACGAACUGCCGUGAGACUGGGUUGGUAUGGCUGUGGAAUGGGGUUUGGCCGAGGAAACAUUUUCAGUCAAAAGAAUUUUUUUGCUUUCACCCCUGAACCUGGGUGUGUACAAUUACUUUAGAGUUGUUUGAGAACGUGUCUGUUUUUAGACAAAUGUCCUGACACUCUUUAUUCAUGACUUACUGUACUGCUUUUCACUAACAACAAGUUACAGAACUGGUUUGAAACAAGAACAAGCUCUUGAAAAGUAAGAUGUCAAAACUCUGAUGUUCAGACAUAAUGAGGCCAUUCAGUGUUUCCUUACAAGAAACAAAAAAGAAGGCAGCACUGAGAUUAAUGAGAAAAAGAAGAAAGUUCUACAGGAAAACAUUGGAAAAGUUGCCUUCCUGUCUGCUUUGGUGGCUGCUGUUCCUGUUCCUGGUCUUUCAAUCGCUGUAGAUGCAGCUCUCAUCGCAGAAGAGCUGAGAAAGUACUACGGUGCAUUUGGCCUGGAUGAUCCAUCCCUACAGAAGCUCUGUAGAACAUCUGGGAAGAGCAUAGAGGAACUGAAGAGUUUGAUGAAGUCUCCUUUUCAUCGAGGGCUAAGCACAAGCUCAAUAUUAAUCUUGCUGGGUGCUACAGCUCUUCUUAUAUCAGAAGAUGUUGUUGAGAUGUUUGUGAGCUUCAUACCCAUGAUUGGCUCUGUGGUGGCAGGAGGAAUGUCUUAUCUGACCGUCUCAAGAAUGCUUAAGAAAUCUCUGGAAGACAUAGCUGAUGAUGCUAGGAACGUGCUGACGGCGUCACUGGAGACUGAAGUGUAAAUGUAAAAUUGACAAGAAUAUUCAACAGCAUUUAUAACUACUUGCUUUUGGGAUAUUUAUAGACUAAAGCAUUCUUCACAAUUAACACAAAAUAACCAUAAUCAUUCAGAAUAUAGAUUUAUAUUCACAUUUACUUUAACAUGAUGUAACACUUUUACUUUUCACAGGUAUUUAAGCCCUUCGAUCUUCAAAUGUCUUAUGGUACAGACUCAUCGUUUUAUAUUGUGCCAGACGCUGCAUCAUAUAGACUGCAAGCAGCAGGUAUGAGAUUUGUUUUAUGAAGUUGAAUG